This is a messenger RNA of Dipodomys spectabilis (banner-tailed kangaroo rat), 2362 nucleotides long. Its product is annotated as phosphatidylinositol 3,4,5-trisphosphate 3-phosphatase TPTE2-like. Gene Ontology annotation, molecular function: phosphatidylinositol-3,4,5-trisphosphate 3-phosphatase activity; monoatomic ion channel activity. The record is from RefSeq and is a predicted model, not a curated record. The transcript is spliced from 35 exons. Gene Ontology annotation, biological process: transmembrane transport; dephosphorylation; monoatomic ion transport. Gene Ontology annotation, cellular component: membrane; cytosol. Bases 306 to 2243 code for a protein of 645 amino acids. Lineage: Eukaryota; Metazoa; Chordata; Mammalia; Rodentia; Heteromyidae.
AACAGAAACAUGUCAUAAGUGUGAACGCUUCUAAAGUUCCUCAUGUUGGAACCACAAGUCAAUCUGUGAAGCCUUCUGAAAUUUCUCAUAUUGGAAGUGAAAAUAUAUCUACUUAUGAAUUGCAUUCAUUUCCUGAAGGCAGAAGGACAUCAUCUGAAUGGGCACUUGAGUUGUCAGCACUGAACAAAAGUGUGGAUCUUUCUGAAGUUUUACCAGUACCUCUCCUUGGAAUCCUAACUGAUGAGCCAUGUCCAUAUGAAAUUUCUAAGGGUCGUGAGAGGCCUUCAGAUGAAUGGGCACAUGAGAUGUUAAUUCUAAAUAAAAGCGUGGACCUCUCAGAAGUCUUACCUGUUCCUCUCCUUGGAAUUGGAGAUGAUGAGCCAUCUCCUUAUGAAUGUGCAUAUGGUCGAGAAAGGCCUUCAGAUGAAUGGGCACAAGAGAUGUUAGUUCUAAAUAAAAGUGUGGACCUCUCAGAAGUCUUACCUGUUCCUUUAAUUGGAAUUGAUACUGAAGAGAAUCGCCCAUAUGAAUUGUGUGAAAGAAGUUCAUCAUCUGAAUGGGCAUUUGAGCGCUCAGCACUGAGCAAAAGUGUGGACCUCUCAGAAGUCUUACCUGUUCCUCUCCUCGGAAUUGUCGAUGAUGAACCUUGUCCAUAUGAAUUGUGUUCAAUACCAGAUUCUGAAAGGGUGAUUUCAUGUGACUAUUUAUCAGUAUACGAAGAAGAAAUCAAUGAUGGAAGCAAGGUAUCAACGAAAGCCAAGGAAAUUCAUCCAAGCGAAGCGACAAUUAAAACCAUACUCUCAUCUGAUUCCACAAUGGAAUCUGUGGAAGAAGACAGAAGUAAAUGUGAUCCCAAGAAGAUUUUACGUUUCAUUAUGACAUCCCUACCUUUUCGAAUAUUUGGAAUUUUGCUGUUUAUAACUGACCUAGUGUUGACAGUUGUGGAUAUUUUAGUUCCUCAGAGUGAAAAUUAUAUUCCAUAUGAAUACAGAGUGACAUCAUUAUCAAUUAGCCUAUUUUUCCUUAUUGAAGUUCUCCUUCAAAUAUACGUAGACGGGAAAAAGCAUUAUUUUUCUGAUACAUUUAACAUCUUAGACACACUGAUCGUUGGUGUCACUUUCUGCAUUGAUAUUACAUAUAUGUUUCUGGAUUUUAAAAUUUUUAAAGACAUGUCACGAGUGAUAGCAAUCUUGCGACCUCUGCAGCUCAUCACGCUUUUAAGACUGCUUCAUCUAGUAAAUCAGAGGAGACACCUUGAAGAAGAAACUAGAAGAAGGCUGAUCUCAGGAGAUACAGAAAGAUACAGCAAGGAUAGACUUGCCCUUAACUUGACCUACAUCACUGAGCGUAUUAUUUCCAUAUCAUUUCCUGCGUCUCUACAACAGUCACUCUAUAGGAACUCCAUAGAGGAGGUCAUCCGCUUCCUCGACAACAAACACUCUAAUCAUUAUUUAAUGUGCAACCUGUGCAGCGAGGAGUCUUUUGACCCGCAGCACACUCAUGACCGAAUGCGCUGGAUUAAGAUCGAAGAUCCCUUUGUCCCUACCCUUGAGGAGAUGAUUCUGUUAUCCAAAGAAGUCAUUGACUGGUUGGCCAUGGAUGCUCAGAAUGUCAUUGUGAUUCACUGUAAAGGAGGCAAAGGGAGAACAGAGACAAUGAUUUACACUUGCCUUAUUGCAACUGGAAUGGUUUUAACCACGAAGGAAACUAUUGAUCACUCUGGAGAACAAAGAUUUGAUACGACUUACACGAAUGAAUUUCAAAAGAUUGCACUUCCAUCACAACAUCGUUAUGUGGAAUAUUUCAAAAUUGUAAAAAAUGUGUUUCACGGGAAUUUACCACCAAAGAGAAAGAUUAAAAUUGAAAGAAUUGUAGUCCAUUCGCUUCACGGGGUCGGGAGAGGAGAUGCAACAGAUCUAAAAAUAGACAUCAUAAUGCAGUGUAAGACUGUGUUUACUUGCACAUCAGAAACCUGCAUGUUAUUGCAUGAUCUCAAAAGGAACAUGGCUAUAUUUCUUCUGUCAGAUUGCCCAGAAUUGUGUGAUGAUAUAAAAAUCAAGUUUUUUUCACCUAAACUUCCUAAAUACUACCAGAGCUGUGCUUUCUUUUUGUGCUUCCACACCUCGUUGAUAAAGAAUAAUCGGCUUUACCUGAGGCGUAAUGAACUGGAUAAUCUUCAUAAACCAAAAAUAUGUGGGUUUUAUCCCACUGAUUUUGCUGUAGAGAUCUACUUCGAAGAGUAGUUACAUAAACUAUUCUAUUUUGGCACACUAUCUGAGGCACCACACCACCGAUGUCUAAAUUCAUGAUACUUUAUAUUUCGGUAUAUAUUAAGAAAAAAAAACCCACUAAAAAAAAAAGA